Pleuronectes platessa (European plaice) is the source of this 2126-nucleotide messenger RNA. RefSeq names its product colony stimulating factor 3 (granulocyte) a (gene csf3a). Gene Ontology annotation, biological process: myeloid cell development; macrophage differentiation; immune response. Gene Ontology annotation, cellular component: extracellular region. The record is from RefSeq and is a predicted model, not a curated record. The coding region runs from base 439 to 1023 and encodes 194 amino acids. The transcript is spliced from 4 exons. Gene Ontology annotation, molecular function: cytokine activity. NCBI's taxonomy places the organism in Eukaryota, Metazoa, Chordata, Actinopteri, Pleuronectiformes, Pleuronectidae.
GGUCACGCUGGUGGAGGAACGCUGCUCCUCAGUCACCUCCUGACUCUCAGAGAGGAGACACGCGGAGGUGCAGCUGAAGGAGCAGAUAUCAGGUGGUGGUUAUAAUCCACUUGGGCUCAAAGGGUCCUGUUUGCUAUGUUUAACUGCUGGAGUUAGUUUUUGGGUCAGGUUUCACAUUUCACUGACUCCUCUCGCAACUCUGUAGCCUGGAGGGGGGCAUGUUGCUGCAGGCGAGCAGAGAGCCGGGCUUUGUUCCUCCACUCUCUCACUCACACACAUACACACACACAGACACACACACACACACACACACACCCACACACACACAGAUUGUACCGGGUACGCGCGGAUGGGCUCCUUCUGAUGCCAAAACGCUUCCUUGUUCUUUCCUGAUCGACCUGAUCUCCUCUCGCAGCCUUCGCCUUCCGCUGCCUCGCCAUGGCCACGCUCGCCCGCAGCGCACCUCUGCCGGGGGGGAGCGCACUUGUUGAGGGGCCGCAGUUCCAGAAGCUGGUGCAGCAGAGCUGCAGCCUGGCGCACAAGAUCCUGCUCUCCGUGCCCGACGCCCACAGGUCCUGCAUCCACACAGAGACUCUGCAGCUAAACUCCACAGACAAUACCAAGCUUGAGAUAAUGGCAGCCAACAUCGGCAUCCUCCCGGCUCCUGUGCUCCGAGCCGUGUCAGAAAACUUCACUUUGAAUACCUGUUUGACCCGCAUGUCUGAAGGUCUUCAGCUGCACCGGGCCUUACUGAGCGCCAUUUCUGAAAGGCUGCAGAGCCAAAACAAAGUGACUGAGCUAAUGGCCGACAUCAGAGACCUCACCAUUCAGAUCAACAAGAUGUUGCAGAAAAAUGGAGCGGUGCAACCCUCGCCGACCCCGGUUGUUUUACGUCUGCACGGGGAAUACGAGGUUCAGGUGGCGGCGCACCUGACUCUGGUGCAGCUCCAGGCGUUUGGGCGGGACGCCAUCCGCUGCCUCAGGAACCUGGACCAGAGCCGUGAAGAAGAGGCGGAGAGCUGACCAACGGGUGUCGGCCUCUAAAUGCUUUUGGCUUUUGUUCCAGAAGUACCUUAUCCUGACGUUUUUUUUUUAUAAUGGCGCUUUAUUUAUUUAUUAACUAAAAGAUAAUUUAUUUUUAAUAUUCUAUUUUUAUUUUAAGCAAGAUGUGUGAAGGCGGUCACUCAAGCAAGACCAGGGAAGUGGAUGAAAUUAAGAGCAGAGAGAAAAGGAAGAUCAGCUGGAAGGAGCUGUGGGGAAUGGAAGCAAGGAUUAGCGUCCUGCUUAGAGCAAACUGUGACGUCCUUCCCCUCGUUAAGAUCCACCCUGUCCACUAUGCUCGACUCCAGCUACCCUGAGGCCCAUCCUCACUGGUUGUAAAAUAAGCCUCUCCUUAAGGUUGGUAUACGUGGAGACACAACCAGGUACAAAAAUGACUUGCAGCAACAAUUGAAACUUGAUGGACAUGGGCCAGCAGCUUUCAGCCCCUUCAAAUAUUGUCACUACCACCCUGAGACCUGAUACUCUGGUCCGACACCCUGACAGUACACUGGGAGGAAGCUGUGGAUGAAGCGGAUGAGAAGAAAAGGCUGCGGUAUGAAGUCAUGCCAUUAGAGGCAGAGCAACGUGGCUGGAAAUCAAUAUUUAAGUAACAUCCACCAUCAGGACGCUCAAAGUUCUGGGGAUAUUGCACAUAUUCAACAUAUUGUCCUAUAUUUUAAAAUGAUAUAUGUAUUUAUUUAUAAAUGUGGAAUAUUUAGUAUUUAUUUGGGGGAUUCAUUUUGAUAACAAAGCUUUGUUUUGCUCCGUUAUGUUUUAUCCUGCCGACUUCAACUAUUUAACGUAUGUUUGCACAAAAGCUUUGAAAAUUAAAUCACUAUGAAGUCUCAGACAAAAUCUAACAAUAUAUUUGAGUAGUACAACAACUAUACUUACUCUCUCUUCAUAACAGAUUUUAAUAUCAGUAAUGUGUAAGAAAACAGUAAGUGUAGACAUUUGUAUGAACUUUAUCAUCUGUUAACACUCAUGUUGGGGAAUGUAGGCACAUUUUGGAAUCGUUAUGUUCUGUUGUAAUCAAAAAUGGUAUGUUUCGAUCCCUUAAAUAAAAUGAAAAAAUGAAAAGAAAA